CCUUCAAUAACAUUCUGUAUUGUAUAUUUGUUGUUGUUUAUACAGUUGAUGGGAUAGACAAGGCAUCAGUUGCCAACUCAGAUGGGACGAAUCCGGGAUCUCAAACUCCUCCUUUUAAGAGGAAGGGCAAACUUUCAACAAUUGGCAAAAUCUUCAAACCGUGGAAGUGGCGAAAGAAGAAAACAAGUGAAAAAUUUAUAGAAACCUCAGCAGUGCUGGAAAGAAAGAUAUCAACAAGGCAGAGCAGAGAGGAGCUAAUAAGAAGGGGUGUCCUAAAGGAAAUAAAUGAGCCAGAUGUGGAUGCCACAGUGAAUUAUGAAAUCUCUAAUGGUCACACGAUAGUAAUUACAGAAGAAGCCAUACCGGAAGAAAAUGUAAAAACUAUAGAAGACAACAGUUCAUUAUCAGCAAAGGCAGCUGUUUCUGAGGAGAAAAAUGAGGAUAAAAAAGAUAAACCUCUUCCUAAAGGUCUUGAAACAUCAGCAGUGUCUGUUUCUCCUCUUCCUCCUCCUCUACCACCACCUCCUCCUAAACCUAAGCCUAAAGCUAAAAAAUCAGCCAUUCCUCCAAAAAGCGCUACUGCUGCUACAACUAGCCAUAAAACUAACGAAGUGCCACAUGCUAAAAAAAAGGGCAAGUCUCCUUCCAAGCAGACCUCUGCCUCCCCUGGCAAGCCAACAAGCCGCAGUGGGACUCGAGAAGCUGCUAAUUCCUCUAAUUUAAAGAAAGGACAUGCUUCCAAAUCAUCAUCUCCUUCUUCCACAUCAUCUCGCCCUAAACCUUCUAAAGAACCAACAACAAGCAAAACCAGCACAGGGACUCCCAGGGAUAAGAAGAAGCAUGGGAAACAGGUGACGACACGUACACCAUCUGAAGGGGACAUUACUUCUGCCUCCAGCACGGCAGUAGAGAACUCAAAGACCAAAGUGGAACUCUGUAAAUCAGAAGAGCCUCUCCAUAUUAUCCCUGAAGCUGGAGACACAACCCAGAACAGCACUCUGACUGUUCCUCCCCCUCCUCCUGCUGUUCCGGCUCCUCUUCCUCCAUCCAUCCCAAUUCUGUCUCCAGGCUGUGAGCCCACUGGCUUCUCGGGCACAGAACAUGUGCCAGUUAGUAUUGAAGUAGGUCCAUCUGUUCCUGGCACACAUUUAAAUGAUCUUCAUAUAAAAACUGAAGCAGACAGUGAAAGCUCUUCAAGCAGUGCUGUCUUAGACCAUAGCCUGGAGAUUGUGGGAGAAGACACAGAAUGUUCUGCUAUCAAAGAAGAUCAGGAAAAAGAAAUCUCUGAGCAAACUAGUCUUCUUCAGACAGGUGAACUUUCUGAAACUUCUGAAGAAAAUCCCGAAAUUGGAAACAGCAAAAAUAAUCAUACCAGUGACUCAGAUUCAGAUGGGCCUAUACUUUAUACAGAUGAUGAUGAAGAUGAUGAUGAAGAUGCAAGCAGUGAAAGCUCUUUAGCGAGUAAAAUACAUCGUAGAGAUACUCUUGCAAUCAAACUCGGCAACAGGCCAUCCAAAAAAGAACUGGAAGAUAAAAACAUCUUACCGAGAACAUCUGAAGAGGAGAGACAGGAAAUCAGACAUCAGAUCGGCACAAAACUAGUGAGAAGGCUUAGUCAAAGGCCCACCUCUGAAGAACUAGAACAAAGAAACAUCCUAAAACAAAAGAAUGAAGAAGAAGAACAAGAAGCUAAAAGAGAACUGAAGCGCAGUCUAAGCCGAAAGCUUAGUUUGAGACCAACAGUGGCUGAACUUCAGGCACGAAGAAUCUUACGAUUUAACGAAUAUGUGGAAGCAACAGAUUCACCAGAUUAUGAUCGACGUGCUGAUAAACCCUGGGCAAGAUUAACACCUGCAGACAAGGCAGCAAUACGGAAAGAAUUAAAUGAAUUCAAAAGCACAGAAAUGGAAGUACACGAAGAAAGUAGACAGUUUACAAGGUUUCAUCGUCCUUAAGUGUUGAAAAUACUCUGUUGUUGAGCGCAAAUAUCUUUCCUGAGGAAAGUCCUCCAUCUUGAAGCCCAGAGUACAUCACAACUGAAAUGUCUGCAGCACCUUAAAACCUGAAGUUACUCUAUAUUGUGGAUCCUCAUAUUUUAACAAAAAGAGACCACUAGAAGAGAUACAGAAAAGAAUAUAAAAAUGGCCAUGUAAUAUGAAUGUUUAUUAUUUUCUUUGAAUAAAAAAAUCGUACUGUUUUUCCUUACUAACAGUUGACUGGGGUGAACUGAAAAUGACUAUUGACAAGAAGGAAGCACAGUCCACUUUCAAAUAGGAUGGGAACAGAUAUAGCUGAACUAUUUGUGGGCCAACUGAUAUACUUAGAAUAAAAUUUUUCUUCUUCAUGGAAAUAAGUUUAUACUAUAUUAAAAGACUGGAUUACUGCAGCAAGAUAAAAAACUAGGAAUGUGAACAGUUCUCUUUCUGUCUUCCAGAAUGUUUUUUUUUAAAUUGCCAACUCUACUUCUCAUAAAUAGUACAGUAAUUUGAUGUAAUAUCAGUGUAUUUGGCAGUAAUUGGUACAAUUCACAGUUAUGUUUAUGAUUGUAUGAUUAUGAAUUCCAAAUGUCCAUUGGGGGUUGCAGUUUUGAGUACAGCUAGAUUAUAUGAGUUGUACAAUAUUAAAACCGCUAAGUGUAUCUUUAUUAUUUAGGAUUGCAACACAAAUUAUUUUUUUUAAUCUGAUAAAUGUAAAAGAAGCACCAAGGAUUCUCUGUAGUCAUGAAUCAAUUGAAAAGUAUUUUUAGAAAACGAAAAAUGUGAGACAAUAAGAAUACUGUGAAAAGAACUGAUAAUCUUUAAUCUCGCUUAAUCAGACAAUAAUGAUAAUCAGAUUUUGAAGCCAAACUGAAAAUA
Protobothrops mucrosquamatus (brown spotted pit viper) is the source of this 2855-nucleotide messenger RNA. It is a transcript of the gene PHACTR2, whose product is annotated as phosphatase and actin regulator 2. The record is from RefSeq and is a predicted model, not a curated record. The transcript has 12 exons. Gene Ontology annotation, biological process: actin cytoskeleton organization. The annotation marks the transcript as partial. Gene Ontology annotation, molecular function: actin binding. NCBI's taxonomy places the organism in Eukaryota, Metazoa, Chordata, Lepidosauria, Squamata, Viperidae.